AAUCUUUUGUUGUAUUAGAACAAAUGUUAUAUAUUUUAUUAGAUUUUACAUAUUUCAUAAUUCUUCUUUAAGAAGAACAUCAUAUUUUUGGUCAAUGUUAUAAUUUCGUUCAAUUUCUGGAACUCAAAACUUUAAGAGAUGACCGAUACAAAGAAAGCAAUGGAUACAAAAGUAAAUUCUCCGGAGAAGGCAGAUGCUUCUUCGGACAAAAAAGGUGGAAAAAAGGGUCGAAUCAGGCCACGAAAUUACGAUUUAGGAAAUGGUGUUUACAGAUUUAGUCGUACCAGUAUGUUCCAUAAGAAAGCCAUUUACAAAUUUCUUAAUAAGAAAACUCCAAAAACUGUUAAACCUAAGAAGCCAGUAACCGUAGAAAAGAAAAUCAGUGGCGACAAAAAUGGAGAAAAACGAAUCGUACUAUUAAAAAAAAGGCGUGCUAAUUAUCCUACCGCAGAUCCUGUGACUAUACAUCAUGCUAAGAAGUGUUUUCGCGAUCACCGUCGUUAUUUGAGGCCUUCUUUGAAACCAGGGACUAUUUGUGUCUUACUUGCUGGAGCUCAUAAAGGAAAACGAGUUGUACUUUUAAAGCAACUUAAAAGCGGUUUGCUUCUAGUUACAGGUCCGUUUUUGAUCAAUGGUUGCCCUCUCCGAAGAGUUAGUCAAAACUAUGUGAUUGCUACGUCGACGAGUAUUAAUCUUUCGGGUUUAAAACUUCCGCCUCACGUAAAUGAUGAUUAUUUCAAAAGGAAACGCGAGAAACGUGCAAAGAAGGAGGAAGGUGAUAUCUUCACUAAGAAGAAGGACGAUUACAAAGCGAGUGACCAGAGAAAAACUGAUCAGAAAGUAGUGGACAAAUUUGUCAUUUCCGUUAUUAAGAAGAACAAAGAGAGGAAAACACUAUUUGCUUACUUGUCAGCAAUGUUUGGAUUAAGAAGCAGUCAAUAUCCACACAGAUUAAAGUUCUAAUUUUCUGUGAUUUGAAUCUAAAUAUAUAAUAAAUACAGAAA
Colletes gigas is the source of this 1004-nucleotide messenger RNA. It is a transcript of the gene RpL6, whose product is annotated as 60S ribosomal protein L6. The record is from RefSeq and is a predicted model, not a curated record. The transcript has 4 exons. Gene Ontology annotation, molecular function: structural constituent of ribosome; RNA binding. Gene Ontology annotation, biological process: cytoplasmic translation; ribosomal large subunit assembly. Bases 139 to 963 code for a protein of 274 amino acids. NCBI's taxonomy places the organism in Eukaryota, Metazoa, Arthropoda, Insecta, Hymenoptera, Colletidae. Gene Ontology annotation, cellular component: ribosome; cytosolic large ribosomal subunit.